Fusarium venenatum is the source of this 963-nucleotide messenger RNA. The record is from RefSeq and is a predicted model, not a curated record. Lineage: Eukaryota; Fungi; Ascomycota; Sordariomycetes; Hypocreales; Nectriaceae.
AUGCGUUUCCUCUCGUUUACUCUCCCGGCCCUCGCUGCUGCGGCCGCGGUUCCCAAGUCCUGCGAGAACCCAACAAAGCGUGUUGAAUGGAGAAAGCUUGAUCAGUCCACCCGCCAGCAAUACGUCGACGCAGUUCUGUGCCUCACGACAAAGCCUUCGAGACUCGGCCUGAACCACACUCUCUACGACGAUUUCCCCUAUGUACACUCCCAUCUUGACAAGCAGAUCCACGCCGUUGCCUCUUUUCUGCCUUGGCACAGAUACUUUGUCCACGUCUACGAGGGUGCACUGAAAGAAUGUGGCUAUGAAGGAGUCAUGCCCUACUGGGACUGGUCCCUCGAUAGCGAUGAUGUCCCCAAGUCUAAGAUCUGGGACGCAAAGACUGGAUUCGGCGGGAACGGUAGCCCAGACAGAACCGAAUCGAUCAACAACGGAAGAGAUGUUAGGAAGUGUCUUGACGAUGGGCCGUUCAAGAACCUUCAUCCCGAGUAUCUCGGUACUAAGAGGGACCCUCAUUGUUUGUCACGCAACUGGAAUGACGGAAGCAGCAAUAUCGGAGACAUGUUCUCUGACGCUUACACACCUGAGGCUGUUAAGAAGGUCCAAACUGUUGACAACCACGACGAAUAUCGCCACACUCUGGAGGGCGGUCCUCACGGUGCUAUCCACAGCUCUAUUGGCGGUGACAUGGUUCCCAACACUUCACCUGGUGCUAACGAUCUAGACCCCAUCUUUUUCCUUCACCACACCCAGAUCGAUCGUCUGUGGUCGCUCUGGCAGCAGGAGGAUCCCAAGAUUCGCCUCACUGAAUUUGCGGGUGACAAGACCCAGGAUAAGUUUGAUGGAACUAAGCCACCCCGCGCAUCUCUUGAUGACACCCUUCUUAUGAUGGAUUUGGCCGAUGACCUGAAGGUCAAGGACUUGAUGACCACUGAGAGCUCACUACUCUUCUACAGGUACUAG